CACACGAGCCUCUGAAGUGUUUUACUGCCUCUAAUAAAGAAGCUGAUGUGUUUGAUUCACAGGAUGUGGAGACGCCACACACACACACACACACACACACACACACACACACACAUGAGUUUGGACGCGCGUCUCCACGAUGUUUAAUGUUCAUUCUCUGUUCGUGAUCGUGCUGCUGGUUUCCAGUCCGUCCACAGCUGAUGAAGAUGAUGAAGAUGAAGGUCUGACAGUGAACCCGGUGAGUGACUCCGGCGCAGUGCGCUCGGUGUGUAAACCGGUUCCGAACACGAUGAGCUUGUGCUCCGGGAUCGGCUACGGGGAGAUGCGGCUCCCGAACCUGCUGGGCCACGACACCGCGAGGGAAGCUCAGCAACAGUCCGCCUCCUGGCUGCCUCUGCUCGGCAAACACUGUCACCGGGACACGCGACGCUUCCUCUGCUCGCUCUUCGCGCCCGUGUGUUUACCGGAGGUCCCGGUCCCGGUGCGCCCGUGCCGGAGUCUCUGCGAGGCGGUGCGGGACGCGUGUCUGCCCGUCAUGAGCGCAUUCGGGUUCCCGUGGCCGGAGAUGUUCAACUGCAGCCGGUUUCCGGAUGGACCGGAGCUCUGCGUUCCCGGAGAACGAGACGCGAACCCGGAGGAAACAACAACCGACGCGCAUAACGGUUCUGUGGUCUGUGAGGUUUGCAGUCCAGACUCAGGAGAGCGAGAGAUCCAGCAGAACUUCUGCAAGAGUCCGUUCGCGUUCCGCCUGCGGAUCGGCUCCUGGUCUCGGGACGGGUCAGAUGUGCGUGUGGUUCCUCAGGGUCGCAGUCGUGUCCUGCGCUGGCAGGAUCAUCAGGUGGCGGCGGGGGACCAGAGCGCCCUCUGGCUGCCGGGGGGUCGCGACUGCUCCUGUCCCGCGCUGGACGGGCCGCUCACCGGCUCAUACAUCGCCCUGGCCCACAUGACCAGCGGACGCAUGCUCGUCUCACGACUCCUCAAAUGGUCCCGUGAAGAGAAAGAGCUGAAGAAGUUCAUCCGGAUGAUGCUGAGACGAGCCUGCUGAGGUCACGACCCCUGGACAGACAUUAAUGAGCG
This is a messenger RNA of Rhinichthys klamathensis goyatoka, 1077 nucleotides long. RefSeq names its product secreted frizzled-related protein 2 like (gene sfrp2l). NCBI's taxonomy places the organism in Eukaryota, Metazoa, Chordata, Actinopteri, Cypriniformes, Leuciscidae. Bases 140 to 1045 code for a protein of 301 amino acids. Gene Ontology annotation, molecular function: Wnt-protein binding. The transcript has 3 exons. Gene Ontology annotation, biological process: canonical Wnt signaling pathway; non-canonical Wnt signaling pathway; negative regulation of canonical Wnt signaling pathway. The record is from RefSeq and is a predicted model, not a curated record.